AUGGCUAACCUCUUAGCUUUUCUUCUUCCUCUAGUUCUCUUCUUCAGCUCUCAGUUAGUUCAGUCUCAUCCUUCUCUUAAUCACAACAAUAACAAUUUCAAUGUUCUUGAUUAUGGAGCAAUAGGAGAUGGAUAUUAUGACGAUACAAAGAUCAGUGGAAGCUUAACUGCUCCUGAAGAUCCAAAUCAAUGGAAAUGCAAGGAAGAUCACUGUCAUCAGUGGAUUGAAUUUGCACAUAUAAAUGGACUUUAUAUCGAUGGGCAAGGUAUUGUUGAUGGUCAAGGACCAAAAUGGUGGUCGAUAGAUUGCAAAAAGUACAAACAAGGUGUGGUUAUAUCACAUUCUACUAAUGUGCAUAUAAGCAACAUUAUGGUUAAAGACAGUCCAAAUUUUCAAAUGUCGUUGGAAGAUUCGAAAUGGAUUGUUGUUAAGCAAAUCACCAUAACCGCCGACGGUGAUAGCCCUAACACUGAUGGGAUUCACAUUCAACGUUCUCAGCAUGUUUUGGUAUACAAUAGUAAUAUCCGCACAGGUGAUGACUGUAUAUCUAUUGGUGAUGGUUCAAAGUACAUUAAUAUAUCACGAAUUUCAUGUGGUCCGGGUCAUGGAAUAAGUAUCGGAAGCUUAGGCCGAUAUGGGACUAAAGAGACAGUGGAAAAUGUCGUCGUUCAGGAUUGUACAUUUAGAGAUACAGAUAAUGGGCCAACAGCUGUGGAGAUCAAGAAUGUAAGGUAUAAUCACAUACAUGGAACAUCGAUCAAGAAACCGUAUGUACAACUUUUGUGUAGCGAAUCAGUUCCAUGCAGAGAUAUUUUCAUGAACGAUAUAAACAUUCACAACGAAGACAAAGAUGAAUAUGAGAAAAAAGGUCGUAAAUCACGUCAUGAUCAUCCUCUUGCUGAAUGCAUCAAUGUUAGAGGACAAGCUAAUGGUGUGGUGAAGCCUAAACUGUCUUGUUUGAUUUCGAAAAGACAUUGA
Microthlaspi erraticum is the source of this 978-nucleotide messenger RNA. Lineage: Eukaryota; Viridiplantae; Streptophyta; Magnoliopsida; Brassicales; Brassicaceae. The record is from the annotation of a GenBank genome assembly.